Dissoconium aciculare CBS 342.82 is the source of this 1125-nucleotide messenger RNA. RefSeq lists its product as uncharacterized. The transcript is spliced from 2 exons. The coding region runs from base 1 to 1125 and encodes 374 amino acids. NCBI's taxonomy places the organism in Eukaryota, Fungi, Ascomycota, Dothideomycetes, Mycosphaerellales, Dissoconiaceae. The record is from RefSeq and is a predicted model, not a curated record.
AUGUUCGGACCCGCCUCGAUGCACGACAAACAUGCUUCGUCUGACAAUGACAACAUUUUGGACGUGCUUGAUUUGCCGCAACUAUACACCAAACCUUCCGGAGAAGCUCUACUUUUGACGCUUGACAAUUUGAAGUCAGGACCUGCAUCAUGGCAGCCAAAAGGUGAUGGCUCUGAUGCCGAACAUCCAGCGCUUCCCAAUGGGAAAAUCAAAGUUCGAAGUCAAGGCCUUCCCAGUUACCUGACAAAGAUAAUUUCGAGCUCGCUGGACUGGAUCGAAGACGAUGCCAUAAGGGAGCUGGUAUGGGAGAGCGCGGCUAAAUGCUUGAGUGAACGGAGUGGGAGAACAGCGCUGGGCUCGAUCACCAGAAGUUUUUCGAUACCAACAAAUGUUCCGGAAGCUCAUGGCGCCGCAGUGGCCGCGACUUUCAAUCCAGCCUCGGCUGAAGCCAGCUGCGCAUUAAACAUUGUGCUGCAUGAACCUGCCUUCACUGCAGAUAACGUGGGAUUCAAGACCUGGGCGUCAUCGCAUCUACUUGCGCGUCGAUUAGUCAUCCUGAAAGACAUGCUGCCUCAAUUGCCAACAGACUCCGUUGUUUUGGAGCUUGGUGCCGGAACAGGAUUGGUUGGUCUUGCAGCUGCAGCAAUUUUGCGACGUAGAGUGCUGCUCACUGAUCUCCCCGAAAUCAUACCUAAUCUAGAGCGCAACAUUAAAAGCAAUAAAGGAAUGCUCGACGCCAGUGGAAUCAACGCUCACGCAGCUGUGCUAGAUUGGACCGAGCCAAAUUCUUUGAGCACAGAAGAAAUAGAUGUCAGCAGCGGCUUUCUGCUUAUACUAGCAGCGGACACUGUGUAUACGUCAGAACAGCCCGCUCUGUUGACACAGACAAUCAAACAUCAUUUGAGCCAUGAUGUACGAGCUCGUGCUGUCAUCACGGUUCCGCAACGGGAAGGGUUCGAUGCAGAAGUUCAGGACUUUCGAGCCCGAAUGGGCGCAGCUGGACUGCUCAUCAUUGCUGAAGGCGAGGACUCGGGCUAUGAUGACUGGGGAAUUGCACAGUCCGUUGGAAACGAAGAUGGCCUGGCCCAAGUCACAUGUGUUUGGAGUAUCUGGGCAUGGCAGUGA